This is a messenger RNA of Spinacia oleracea (spinach), 1045 nucleotides long. RefSeq lists its product as uncharacterized. The record is from RefSeq and is a predicted model, not a curated record. The transcript has 2 exons. The coding region runs from base 268 to 831 and encodes 187 amino acids. Lineage: Eukaryota; Viridiplantae; Streptophyta; Magnoliopsida; Caryophyllales; Amaranthaceae.
AUUCGUUACAAUGUCCUCUUUCCUGUAUCUCGCGCGUUUUAUAAUUUAUCCCAACUGAUAUUAUAUUGUGAGUUUGUGACAUAUUGUUUCCAAAGUUUGCAGUGGUACUUCAACCUCCUUAUUAUGAUGUCUCCUGGAACUCAUUUGAUUCUUCUUUGGGUUGGGUUACAUUGUUUGUGGAUCUCUUUCAGUCUUUAGCACAUUGGUUUCGCGUACCUGAGCUUGUCGUUACAAAAAGUCUGAGAAAGAUAACUUUUGAACUUACUGAUGUUUAAGAAGUCAGUAAUUAGAAAUCCAAAGGCCAAAGGCUUGAGGGUACAGCAUGCAGUUAAAACAUGUUUGCUGAUAGUGUUGGGUAUCUGGAUGCUGUAUCAGCUUAAGCUCCUCCUUGUGAAUUUAAAUAGUAGAAAGAACGGUCUUAUAUCAACAGAUGUUUCAGGGAAUAAGCCAAAGUACAUGAGUAAUAAGCAAUCGAAAUUGACUAGAAAAAGCCUUUUCCGAGUGGAAACUCAAGUUGUCAGUUUUCAAAGUGGUAGUGAUGAGGAGCAAGAAAGGAACAAUGACAAGAAGAGGGAUGAGGGAGAUGAGGAAAGAGCACAAGAGAAGAUGAAAAUGUUGGAUUAUCAGAUAGGCGAGGAAGCUGAUAUUCCGAAUCUCAGGAAUACAAUCCAAACAUCAGAGGAUACAAAGUAUCAGUCGGAAUUCCCUUUUGUGAGUAAAAGAGACGAGUAUGAGUCUUUUGAGUAUUCAGAAUCUGUUGUUGAUCAAGACAGCAAACAAGAUGAUUUCGAGCUGGAAAUAUACAGAUCAGUAAUAAAAAUAGAAGAGUAAAAGAUACAGAUCAGUAAUAAAAAUAGAUUACAAGCUACAAGUAUAUACUAGUUGUUUAGUUCUUAAAUUGCUCAGUAUUUGUGCUAGUUAAUUAGUGGUAUCCAGCCGCAUUAACAACUAUAGCAUCAGUUUAUCUGUUAUCCACAUGGCUUUGUACCAAGUAUUUCCACUCUGCCUUUAUCUUGAUAUUUCUCCUUUGCUUGUAUUUCAUUAA